CGACUCUACAAAGCUACAGCCAGAUCUGGGCAGUAAGUACACGGCCUGGUCUUCAGUGAGCACUCUGAUCCAGAAGAACCUGAUGAUGAAGACCCACAACCCUGCAAGGUAUUCUCUGACAGAAGAGGGUCUGGCUUUAGGGGAGCGCCUCGAGUCUUUAGAGGGAACUAAAGGUCCAGAAGGAGACAGAGAGGAGGCCAGGAGUGAAGGAAACGAGCAGGAGGAGGGAGAAGAAGGUGGCCCGGGGAUUGUGGACCUCACUGUUAGUGAUGAUGACGAAGAGGAGAAGGAAGAGGAGAGAAUACAACCUGCAGAGAGGCCGACCUCCUCUGCUUCCCAGCCGAGGGUUCUCGUUCCUGGGAUGUUCUUUUCAGGGAAACCCCAAAAUGUACCGAGCAGAAACCCAAAUUCCUGGAGUCUCCUUCCCGGCUCCUACGAGAUCAUCCUCUGUGUGGACUUCAUUGAGACAACGGGCGGAAGCAAAAACUGCAAGCUGGAUCUGGUCAAAGAGCUGCAGAGGAACGGAGUGACGUUCGAUGUGAGGAAGCUCAACGUGGGAGAUUUCCUGUGGGUCGCUCGGGAAAAGGUCGCGCCUAUUCCAGGACACGGGAAUGGUCGGAUAAAAGUGGCUCCACCUUCCGCUACUGGAAAACAGGACAGCCUGAUAAUGAUGGGCGAAGUCCGAACUGUAUUGCAACUGAUCUGGGCAACAAUGGCCUGUGGUCCGAUGAACUCUGCAGCAGAAGGCUCCCUUUUUUCUGCUAUGAACUACAUGAUGAAACUCCAGUACAAAUAUCAUCUCAUCUGAGCUUCCUUCAACCAAAGAAGUGGUUCAAACAAAAACCGUAUCCAUCAAGUCAAAUAACCACCAUGAAGGUACACUCAACCAGUACAGAGAGAACUUCUCCUGAGCAGCUUUCAACUCUGGGGCAAACAACAUCCCUUCCUGACCGAACCCCUCUUUCCACCAGCCAAACAGUGACUACAAAUAUAAGAACCACAACUAUGCAAUCCACCACAGAUCUAGUCACUAC
This is a messenger RNA of Gymnodraco acuticeps, 1034 nucleotides long. Its product is annotated as crossover junction endonuclease MUS81-like. Gene Ontology annotation, biological process: double-strand break repair via break-induced replication; mitotic intra-S DNA damage checkpoint signaling; DNA catabolic process. The transcript is spliced from 9 exons. The record is from RefSeq and is a predicted model, not a curated record. Gene Ontology annotation, molecular function: 3'-flap endonuclease activity; crossover junction DNA endonuclease activity. Gene Ontology annotation, cellular component: Holliday junction resolvase complex; nucleus. The coding region runs from base 83 to 808 and encodes 241 amino acids. Lineage: Eukaryota; Metazoa; Chordata; Actinopteri; Perciformes; Bathydraconidae.